AUGUUAGAAAAAAAGUUUGCUGACAUUGACAAGAAAUUUGAGAAUGUUUUGAAGAAGAACAAGAGGAAGUUGGAAAAUGCUCAGAUAAAACCCAUACAUGACAAGUUCUUAUUUGCUCAGAAUGGUAUAACAGGUCUAAUCGCACCACCUGGGUCGGGCAAGACUUUCACUUAUCUUAAAAUGGCUGCACAACAACAAGAACUAGAUGAGAAGAACCCAUUCUAUGAGUUAGUUGUCAUUUGUAGUACUUCGGGUCAAUUUGACCAAACCGUCAAUUCGUUCAAAGGUAUUAUAAAGAAGUCUAAGUUAGUAUGUAUAAAAGACUCUGAGUUGUUAGAUUGGAUAAAGAAGUACCAAAGAAGAGUUUUGAAGUACAAUGCUAUAAAUGAGUAUAUAAAUUCGAAGUUUAAAGACCCAAAUGAGGAAAUGCAGAGAAUAUUAGAGAAGAAACACUUCAGAAACAAACAGAAAGAGAUAGAAUACAUUUCGAAGAAAUUGCAAUCGUACGAUUGGAAGACUUACCCUCAUAGAUGUCUUCUUAUCUUAGAUGACUUUGCUUCUCAUCCUUUGUUAAAGAACAGAGAACAAGACAUGUGUCGAAUUCUUAAGAAGCUCAGACACUUUAACAUUUCAGUUGUCAUUUGUGUACAGACAGCCAAGAGUUUAAGUAAGGAUGUAAAGAAAUACUUACUGAUAUCAUACUUUUCCCUGGAUUGUCCGAAGACGAUUUCAUGGAACUUAUGA
Molecule: messenger RNA, 744 nt
Organism: Trichomonas vaginalis G3
Lineage: Eukaryota; Parabasalia; Trichomonadida; Trichomonadidae
Product: protein of unknown function, DUF4106 family
Exons: 1
Coding region: 1-744 (247 amino acids)
Source: RefSeq, a predicted model, not a curated record